Molecule: messenger RNA, 1287 nt
Organism: Rhinocladiella mackenziei CBS 650.93
Lineage: Eukaryota; Fungi; Ascomycota; Eurotiomycetes; Chaetothyriales; Herpotrichiellaceae
Exons: 1
Coding region: 1-1287 (428 amino acids)
Source: RefSeq, a predicted model, not a curated record
AUGAUCCACGCGAGACGCGCUCUCGUCUGUCUCGCCCUCGCCAUCCCCGUUAGUCUACUGUUGUAUUACCGAUCAACUAGUACUUCAAUCACGGUCAGUUCCUUGCGGACGACUGUUCCACAGGUCGUCGGCCUCGGAGAAUAUUUCGAUUCAGAGGAGCAAUAUGUCGACGACACCGACCCAUCAGGCUCGGUUCUGGAGUUCCCUGAUGACUCCGACCCUUCAACAGAUCCAAUAUCUUUCGAACCGUUCGAUAUUACAUCGACUGGCAAACCCCCAGGAUACAACUACACGCGAAACCUCGUUAUGGCGAGGACGAAUAAAGAAGAUGUCAGCUGGCUUGAUGAAGUCGAUCUGGGCCCCGAGAUCACGAAACUGGUAUAUGUCGCCGACAACCAAUCCGCUCCGUUGCACCCACCCCAAAAUAAAGGCCACGAAGUCAUGACAUACUUGACGUACAUUCUCGACUUCUACGAUGACUUGCCUGAUGUCAGUAUCUUUAUGCAUUCUCAUCGCUACGCGUGGCACAAUGACGACCUCUUAAACUUCGACUCCAGCGAGAUGAUCAAAAGGUUAAGCAUUGAGAGGGUGCUGAGAGAAGGGUACAUGAACAUGCGGUGCCAUUGGAUGCCCGGAUGUCCCGAAUGGAUUCAUCCUGGAAAUAUCGAACCGGACAAAGAAAAGCAGGAGCAGGCGUUGAUGGCAGAGGCCUGGGCGGAACUAUUUCCCUACAAGCCCAUUCCAAAUAUCCUGGCUCAGCCUUGUUGCUCCCAGUUUGCCUUGAGUCGGGAACGGAUUCGAGACGUACCCAGGGAGACGUAUUCACAUUAUCGAGACUGGCUUUUGAGAUCUGAAAUCCGAGACACAAUGAGCGGUAGAAUCUUCGAGUAUCUCUGGCAGGUCGUCUUCACGGAUGAGAGUACUUUCUGUCCCAACCAACGAACGUGUUACUGUGACGGAUUUGGCGUCUGUUUCGAAUCGGAAGAGACCUUUGAUAAGUGGUUCGAAAUCGGACACCAGAAGAAGACUGCAGAGAAAGAGCUCCGCGAGUGGGAGGAAGCCGCAGAAGAGAUCGAGAAAUAUCGAAUCGAUGGGAAGCUGCAAGGAAUUGAAGCAGGAGAGCUCAAAGUGCCGGAGAUCGGAAAGAAAGAAGAAUUGGUUGCUCUCAUCAGAGAGCUUGAUGAAGACCUGGAAGAAAGAAGGCUCCAAGCCAUAGAGCGAGGAGCUGAUCCGAGGAUCAGGGCAGAAAGUGAUGGGCGAGCCUGGAAGGAGGGUGAUGGGUUUUGA